Molecule: messenger RNA, 1904 nt
Organism: Hypoxylon fragiforme
Lineage: Eukaryota; Fungi; Ascomycota; Sordariomycetes; Xylariales; Hypoxylaceae
Product: RNA-binding domain-containing protein
Exons: 3
Coding region: 310-1524 (404 amino acids)
Molecular function (GO): mRNA binding
Source: RefSeq, a predicted model, not a curated record
GUGCACCCUUGUUCUAGUAGGUACCUAACCUAAUCCAACUUCAGGUUAAGGAUAAAGAACUUGAUCGUUUCUUACCAUUGAAUAACUAUUUCGACUCCUUGCCGAUAAAAUAUAACAACGAUACGAAGGAUUCAUAUACACCUACAUCUAUAGGUACCUAAUACUCGAAAUCAAAGUCGAACAAGAGUUCUGCGACAGCAAGGGAGAAAGAAGUCUAGGAAAUAGAGACACUUGUUGGUCUCGUAGGUACGUGUUGAUCCCGAAACACCAACACCACCUUUUUUCUUCGGGCGCACAGCAAAAUUCAUCAUGUCCUAUCCGCCUCCUCCAGGCUCGAACUCCCUACCACCGCGCCCACCACCAUCGCGCGUCUCCGGCUUCAAGCCCGCCUUCCCCUCGGCGGCGCCGCCACCAACCCACACACCGAGCCCCGGUGCCGUCGCCAAUCCAUACGGUGCACCACCAUCCGCCUACUCUAGCGCUCCGAGCUAUGCCAGCGCCCCAGCUGCCCGCUAUGGGGCUCCCCCUCCCUCCACGUCUUCGUCGUACCAAUCAUACGCGCGACCGGGUUCCGUGACCGGCGGAUAUCAGCAGCAGCAAUCAUCCUACCAAUAUCCAGGCCAGCCAGGCCAGCCAGGCCAGCAGCCGGGCUACCAGCAGAACUACUACGGUGCCAGUGCCGCCCAAGCAGCUCCUAGUACCGCCUCCUAUGCCGCCCCACCCCAAAUCCGCAAUCCCUUCCCCGCGCCCUCGCAGGCAAGGACCGAUGACUAUGACCCGGACAUGGCGGCUCAGAUUGCUCAAUGGCAGAGUGCCUACGUAAAAGAUCCCACUAGGGAAGGGGGUGCUGCCCCCGCACCGGGAGCUGGAGGACGAGGUGGUUAUGCAAAUGGUGCGAUGACUUACACGGCGGAACCAAGCACCAACCCUGCGGCCGUGGCAGCAGCAGCAGCAACCGCCGCCGCGACCGCCGCCGAGACGGCAGCGAACCCAGACAAGAAAAAGACGGUAGUACGGGCAGGCGGUGGACAGAAAUGGACGGACGACACGCUCCUCGAAUGGGAUCCCUCACAUCUACGUCUCUUCGUCGGUAACCUGGCCGGCGAGACCACCGACGAAUCCCUCUACAAGGCCUUCUCCCAAUGGAAAUCGCUGCAGAAAGCGCGCGUCAUCCGCGACAAGGUGACGUCCAAGUCCCGGGGCUACGGCUUCGUGUCCUUCAGCGACCCGGAUGAGUUCUUCCAGGCCGCCAAGGAGAUGAACGGCAAGUACAUCCAGAGCCACCCGGUCGUCGUCCGCAAGAGCACCACCGAGAUCAAGCCCGCCGUCGUCAAGGACAGCAAAUGGCACCGGAACAACAAGAACAAAAACAAGAAUAACCGGAACCGAGGGAAUGGCGGAUCCGGAGCCGGAAAUGGUGGUGGCAAGCACGAGGAUGGCUUCGAGCCACAUCUUGGUCCUACGCCAGCCGGUGUGCACAAACCGGGCCAGAAGACGAAGGGGGGGUUGAGAUUACUGGGUUGAGUGAGGUCCUUGCGAGAGCAGGACCAAGCUCGUCUAUACCGAACUCGCAUACCCACUUCCCCGUCCAUCUACUUAACCUUACCUACCUACCUCCCUAUAUCAAUAAUGCCUGCCUCUUAGGUGUUGAAGAGAUCAAUCUCACAGGAUACCAUACCACACCAUGCCAAAUCAUACCAGCCAACUGCUACCCAAAGCCCCUUGCCUAGGUACCACAACCAUAAGACAAGACCAAAAGAAAGAAAGAAAGCUUUCCUUCUGCACUAGGUAGAAACCUUCCAGGUAUAUGUUGUACAUAACUUGUACACACGUGCGUACUCGAUACCUAUUAAUAGACCUUCAAGUGAAAUGAAACCAUACCUGCUAGGUACAUGAACACACAA